AUGGAGAAACCCGCUCCCCGACCGUCCCGGAAGGACACUCUGUUGAGUCGCCGGUACAUUGAGGGCUUGAUUGCGGAAGGGAAACAUGUCAUAAUCUACGAGAACUCUGUUCUCAAGGUAGAUGCUUUCCUCAAAUUUCACCCUGGCGGUGAAAAGCCGAUCAAACACAUGGUCGGUAGGGACGCGACAGAUGAAAUCAAUGCUUUGCAUUCAAAAGAAGCCCGAGAGCGCAUGCCCGCCUAUCAGAUCGGUCGAGUCGAAGGGGUCUGGACAAACUUUCUCCCCCCGAUUCAAGGCGGCAAGUUCCGCCUAUGCACUGAAGAUUCGUGCUCGAGCGAGGAGGAUAUGACAAGUCAGGACAAUUCGAGCCAAGAUGGUUCCGUUCCACCUUCUCCGAUCUUCGAUGCCGUCGACUCCAAAUCUGUAACCCGCCGAAAUAAGUCCUCACGAGGCACAGACACCGACGCUUCCACGCCGGCGGAGGCAGAGACAGCUUCGCAGCACAGGCCAGCUUUCCUCGAUGCUCGAACACGUGAGGAAAUUGUGUUCGAUACCGCAAAAUAUCCCUCGUUAGACCAGGCAAACCAAGAAAGCAUCAGACGGAAAUACCGCGAGCUGUACGUGCGCAUGCAGGACGAUGGACUAUUCAACUGCAAUUACUUCUGUUACUUCAUCGAGUGUUGUCGGUACACUCUCUUCGCCACUCUAGCCUACGUAUUUCUUCGUCUUGGUUGGUGGGCGACUUCUGCAUUUUUCCUCGGGUGCUUCUGGCACCAGCUUGUGUUCACUGCCCAUGAUGCUGGCCAUAUGGGUAUCACCCACAAUUUCCACGUGGACACGGUGAUUGGAAUCAUCAUUGCUGAUUUCAUGGGUGGAUUGAGUCUGGGCUGGUGGAAACGGAGUCACAAUGUCCACCAUAUCGUCACCAAUGAGCCGGAGCAUGACCCAGAUAUCGAGCACAUUCCCUUCUUUGCCAUCUCACACCGCUUCCUCGACAGCCUUAACAGCACUUACUAUGACCGCAACAUGACUUUCGAUGCGUUCUCUAAGAUUAUGGUCAAAGUCCAGAACUAUAGUUACUACCCUAUUAUGAUGUUGGCCCGCUUCAACCUCUACCGAUUAAGUUACGAGUACUUGUUGAAGGGCCAAGCCCCGCGAAAAGGACCAGCCUGGUGGCAUAUAUGGCUUGAGUUUGCUGGCCAGGCUUUCUUUUGGUAUUGGUUCGUCUACGGCGUUAUGUACAAGACCAUCCCCGACUGGCAAAGUCGACUAGUCUUCUUGUUGGUUUCUCACGUCGUGUCCUCGCCUCUGCACGUCCAAAUCACGCUCUCUCAUUUCGCUAUGUCUACCGCUGACAUGGGUGUUCAUGAAUCAUUCCCCCAGAAGAUGUUGCGAACAACUAUGGAUGUUGAUUGUCCUACCUGGCUGGACUUCUUCCACGGUGGUCUGCAGUUCCAGGCCAUCCACCACCUGUACCCUCGCAUGCCCCGCCACAAUCUGCGCCAUGCUCAGAAGUACGUUCUGGAGUUCUGCAAGGAGACUGGUAUCCCUUACGCCAUCUUUACUUUUUAUGAUGGAAACAAGGAGGUCAUCGGCCGGCUCGGUGACGUGGCGAAGCAGGUUCGCCUUAUGGAGGAGUGCCGCAAGUCAAUUGCGACAGAGGGCGUCUUUUCGCACCACCACUAA
This is a messenger RNA of Penicillium pulvis, 1686 nucleotides long. RefSeq names its product fatty acid desaturase. The transcript is spliced from 2 exons. NCBI's taxonomy places the organism in Eukaryota, Fungi, Ascomycota, Eurotiomycetes, Eurotiales, Aspergillaceae. The record is from RefSeq and is a predicted model, not a curated record. Bases 1 to 1686 code for a protein of 561 amino acids. Gene Ontology annotation, biological process: lipid metabolic process. Gene Ontology annotation, molecular function: oxidoreductase activity, acting on paired donors, with oxidation of a pair of donors resulting in the reduction of molecular oxygen to two molecules of water; heme binding. Gene Ontology annotation, cellular component: membrane.